Messenger RNA from Aegilops tauschii subsp. strangulata, 1043 nucleotides. Lineage: Eukaryota; Viridiplantae; Streptophyta; Magnoliopsida; Poales; Poaceae. The record is from RefSeq and is a predicted model, not a curated record.
GACACUCGUUCGGGUUGAAGGCGAUUUCACGCGAACGAUUUUUUCUCGCAUCGAGUACCUUAUCCUUUCCCCUCGAGCACUGCCUCACCCACUCCCCCAAGUCUAGCCCCCCGGCGAUUACAGCGGCGAGUCCUUCCGGCGAUUGGAGCGGCAGCGAGUGGCGCGGGAGUGCGGCGGAGAGGAUGCGGGAGGGCUGCGUCCAUGCGAUAGGGCGACGCAUGCCGGGCACCACGCCGCGCCUGCGGGAGGAGGCGGUGGCGAGGAUGCGUCCGGCGGGAGGGAGCUCCUCCUGCACGUCCAGGGCGCCGUCCGGCACCACGAGUGCGCGCAAGCCGCAUCCGGGAGUGCGAGCAGCGUGGCGCUGCAGGUCGCGCCCGCCACCGACAUCCUGCCGCGGCGGCGUGGUCGGCGGGGACCCGUUCGCGGCGUCACUUUGUCGGGUCGCGCGAGUACGGCGGCGAGGAUGUGGAUGGCUGCAUCGGGCGGCAACGUAGCCGGUAGAUAUGGAGGCGACCGCGGCACUCGAGAAGAGGGAGCGGCUAGUGAUUGGGCCAAGGUCUGGGUCCUCCCGUCGUCGCACACGGUCGCUGAGGAGAGUCGACGGCUAUGGAGGACGUCGAGUGGCGGUGGCAGCCGCUCCCGCUUCUGCUCCGAGUGUAUCAAUGGCGUCGUCAGCCGUCGACCCCUCCAUUUGGGGCUUGCUCGAGAGUUAUCCAUCGAGUUCUUGUAUGCAUGUUUGGUUGAUUGGUUCAGUACAUAUGGCCAUGCAAUUGAAGAAGAAACAAAGUCUAAAUCAUUGAUCGAGCAUAAUAUGGGAAUAAGGCCUGCAGGGCCUGGUGCGUGGGUUGUUCGGGCUGGGGCGUUCGAUCGAUGCCCCUCUUGUCCCGAACUUUCGGACUGGGAGCAUCCCAGACCAAACGGUCGAGAGUUAUCGACGUCCACAAAAUAAGGCACGGCCCCACCCUCUUAAAAUCAGAGAGAUGAUUAAAUUAAAAAGAAAAAAAGAAAAAAAAACAACCGUAGGAUGAAGUGGAAGCACGGAU